ACGUCAUAAGAAUGUGGCUGUGAGCUCAAGCUUCUCUGGCCGGGACUCAAAUCCUGCGAGGAAGAACGUGAGGACCUCGACUCCCUCAACCUCUGUCACAGAUCCCCCUGGCGCGUGUCCACGCAUGGGAUCCGCUAUUUAAACGGGGACUCGGCUGACAAACCCGUUACAAUCCAGAGAGACUCGAAUAAAACGCGUGAAACGGGCUGACGCGCUCCAGGGUGAAACAUCCCGGUAAUUCAAUUCAUGUUACUGUCGUAAUGGAGUUGGUUCACAACGCCUCUGCGGUUUCAUCGCAGCAGACCAACAGAAUCCCCUUGCCCGGUGCAAGCGACAAUAAUGCGUACCUGUACAUCGUCAUUGUAGUGUCCUUCUACGGAGUCUUCCUCAUUGGGAUCAUGCUCGGUUACCUGCGCACCAAACGGCGCGAGAAGAGGCGCACGAACGCGUUUACACGGCUUCUGCACGAAGAGGAGCAGCGCGAGUGGGGCGCGAGCCAGAAGAAGCACAGUUUCAGCCUGCCCGCAUUUCCCGCCCUGCGCUCCACGCCGGUACCGUUCAUGCUGACUACCGGCCGCGCGCCUCUAGCAUGCGCGCUGUGCUCGGUGGAGCAGAGCAGCGUGAGCUCCCUCAGCUCGGUCACAGAUGUGCGCUUCGCCAUAGAAGAGGAGUCGGACAGCGGCGGACCCGAGGAGCCACAGAAAACGGGCACAGGAUCGGACCACAACAGAGACGGAUCGUCCGGGGAAAACCUCAAAGUAGCACUCUGAGGUUCCCGCUGUAAAACGUUACUAUGGCAACCACAGUUCCCGCCAAGAUGCAGUAAUUACCACAGUUUACGUUACUACAAAUAAAACGGUUUGAAAUUGGUUCUAGCCACCAUUGUAAUACAAAAAUAAAUUAAAUAACGUUACUGAAAGUUUCCUGUAGUUUUAAGAAAAUCCUGUGUUACUUUAUUCUUGUUACAGUAGUAAAUAACUGUAGUAACGUGGCAGGAACUGGUUUCCGUUAAAAGAUUAUUAUACUUUCAAAUGAAAAUUACCCCGACCUUUACUCACCCUCAAGCCGAAGGUGUAUAUGACUUUGUUCUUUCUGAUGAACACAAUCGGAGAAAUAUUAAUAAAUAUCCUGACGCAUCCGAGCUUUAUAAUGAAAGUGAGCGGGAUCAACGAGUAUGAGCUGAAGAAAGUGUCUCCAUCCACAUCCAUCCAUCAUAAACAUACUCCACACGGCUCCGGGGGGUUAAUAAAGGCCUUCUGAAGCGAAGCGAUGCGUUUGUGUAAAAAAAAUAUCCAUAUUUAACAAGUUGUGAAGUAAAAUAUCUAGCUUCCACCAGACUGCCUUCCGGAAAAAAACGGAACUGGCAUUGCGUCAGUUAAGCUUUUUCCGUAAGUUGAAUAGGGAAGGCGUAGGACGUAGCGUAAGCUUUUUGAUCAGUGAGAGUUUUACACUUUCUUCCUAACUUGAAUACGGAAGGCGGUCUGGUGGAAGCUAAAUAUUUUACUUGUUAAAUAUGGUUAUUUUUUUUACACAAACACAUCGCUUCACUUCAGAAGGCCUUUAUUAACCCCCAGAGCCGUGUGGAGUAUGAUUAUGAUGGUUCUUCAGCUCAUACUCUUUGGUAUCGCUCACUGCCAUUAUAAAGCUCGGAUGCGUCAGGAUAUUUAUUAAUAUAUAUCUGAUUGUGCUCAUCAGAAAGAAGAAAGUCAUAUAAACCUAGGAUGGCUUGAGGGUGAAUAGAGCUUGGGGUAAUUUUCAUUUGAAAGUGAGCUAAGGCUCCACGGCAAGUUCUCCAAAGUGCCUUGGCAGCAAGUACGAACUCUUACGCCAGAAACAUACUUUUACACAAAUAAAAAAGCGUUUGGCCAACGCAUUGCUUACGCACGUUCCGUUGUACAUAAUUAAGCUGUGCACUUUUGCAUUUCUGUGGUAGUGGUUCUAAACUUUACUACUCUUUGUUGCAUUGUCAGCUUGUUGCUCAUGUCACUGGCAACUCUCAUUGAAAAUAUCGACACAUAAUCGACUUUAGCUAAGUGGCUCAGCAAAAUUAUCUUCAAGCAGUAGUUGGCCAGAAAAAGGAAAUUAACUGCAGAAAGAGACUGAUCACGCUAAUUGUCCUAUAGCGCCCCUAUCGGCAACACUGAAUUCAACACAUACUUGCGAUACAAAUUGAAUUUGACUCGAUUUGAUCUUGGAAUACAAUCACGCAGGAAAUUGAACUUGUGUUACAAGAAGCGUGUAUUUGUGUAAAGUAUGUUUCAGGCCUUAAACGCGAUGUAACGACUGCGAACAUUGCGAUAAACCUGGAAUCACUUGAAAAAAGAACUUUUUAAAAUCAUUUUACUUACUAAAGGCCUAUAUCCACACGGAUGUGUAAAAUGAUUUAAAAAUGUUAACAUUAAUAUGAAAAAUGAUCUGUAUAUAUUGUUCUACAUUCAUUGAUAUGUCUAUUUAAAUUUUACCUUAUUUUGAUGUGUUACUUUGUGUAAACUAAAUAAAAUGUUCCUAAAUGUGAA
Molecule: messenger RNA, 2516 nt
Organism: Ctenopharyngodon idella (grass carp)
Lineage: Eukaryota; Metazoa; Chordata; Actinopteri; Cypriniformes; Xenocyprididae
Gene: kcne4
Product: potassium voltage-gated channel, Isk-related family, member 4
Exons: 2
Coding region: 261-770 (169 amino acids)
Biological process (GO): regulation of heart rate by cardiac conduction; membrane repolarization during action potential; ventricular cardiac muscle cell action potential
Cellular component (GO): membrane
Molecular function (GO): delayed rectifier potassium channel activity; potassium channel regulator activity; voltage-gated potassium channel activity involved in ventricular cardiac muscle cell action potential repolarization
Source: RefSeq, a predicted model, not a curated record